AGUUUAACCUCCCUCUCAGCAGCCAGAGUUAUCCUGUCCUGGAAAUGCUGUCUAAGCCCUCACUCUGCUGUGUGUGAGAGCUCUUAAUUCCCUCCAGCUAAACACGUUGUGAUCCCUCUCUCUCUCUCUCUCUCUCUCUCUCUCUCUCUCUUUCUCUCACUCUGUGAGCAGCCCUGAGUUAACUAGCCAGAGAAAUCUGUUGUGUUUUGCAUUGUGGCUACCCGCUGUUCCCUGUGGCGCAGGUUUCAGCCCCCCUCACGGGACAGACAUGUGGCGAAGAACAGGAGCAGCCACUGCAGGAAGUGACAGCAGGAUCCCCUGAGCUCAAAAACAAAGGAUAACCACCACCGAGCAACGCUGGGACAAGGAGACGUAAGCCCAGGGGAAUAUCAACCAUGUUGACGCCAUGGAGAUUGUUCCUCUGCCAGAUGGCACUGAACAUAUUCUAUCACAUUGCAAAAGCCAGUUUAUGCCUGGGUGGUCAAGAUAUAUUCGCCACGGUCAGAGAGAACAGUCCCACUGGAGAGUUCAUAGCCAACCUCAGUAUCAACGGAGACCCUGGAGCCAGUAGCAUCCGUCUGUGUCUCACAGGAGAAAACGCUGACUGGUUUUACCUUGAAGGCCGAACAAUCCGACUCAACUCAUCGUUUUCAAGGACCUUGGAUCGAGAGGUGCUGGGAUCAGUCCUGAUAGCUGCUUUGACAUGUUAUGAAGAUGAAAUAAUAAGGAGUCGAUAUCGAGUCAUGGUGGAGAUAUUGAAUGAAAACGACAACAUGCCACAUUUCCUUGAAGACACCAUUCAACCACGAUAUAUAAGUGAGCUGCUGACUGUAAACUCAAUGGUGUUCACAGUGAAAGCCAGAGACGGCGAUGGAGACACGAUCACUUAUAUGAUCGACAAAUCUACAGCUGAUGCCAGCUAUUUUAGGAUCGAUCUACCCAACAGCGGGAUGGUGAUCCUGGAUAAACCUUUGGACUAUGAGACUAAAACCCAGCUGCAGGUGGUCAUAGUUGCUGUGGAAAUGACGACGAGAGAAAAGUACAGCACAACGGCUACGGUCACUGUGAAUGUUCUAGACGGUGAUGACCAGUAUCCACAGUUUCAGCCGUGCGCACCUGUUUAUAAAGAUGGAGAUCAUAAUAUCUGCACCAACCCUGUGUACAGCGUCAACAUCACAGAAACAGAUGAGGAUGCUGUGCUUUAUUUUUCUCCGGGUCCCAUUCAUGCUGAAGAUGGAGACAAAGACAUACUGUCUCCUCUAGUCUACAGUAUUCUGUCAGGUGAUGAUAAUGGCAGAUUUACAAUCGAUUCGAAAACAGGAGAGAUCUCUCUCAGGCAACGGGUUGAAAACAGACUCCUCACCCCUUCAUUCAGGCUCCGCAUAAUGGCUGCACAGGUGAACGACCCAAAGAAAUAUUCGGUGGCAACGGCACUGGUGCACGUGGUGUCGGAGAACCUGUUUCCUCCAUUCUUCAACAAGACCGUCUACAAAGGGUUCCUCAUCGAGAGCUCCAGCCCUGCUACUCUGGUCACUACUUACGGGAACCAAGUCCUGGUGGUCCAGGCCAUCGACAGGGACUUCAAAGAUGGAAUAAACCCAAAAAUCCGUUACACAAUGCAACCCUUGACGGGUAGCAGUAAACUGUAUCACAUUACCCAGGAUGGCAUUGUGAUUGCAAAGACGGACCGGCUCAGAGCGUUCGACCGACAUAUCCUAGAGGUGAUUGCAACAGACGAAGAGUCAGGUGAGGCUGCACACGCUUCAGUGGACAUUGAAGUUCUACAGAAGGGAAUUCCAGUUCCUAGAAGUCCAUUUGGAGAAGAACGGCUGUUUGGAGAUAUGAACGCAGGGAUGGCCGGCGGCAUUGCUGCCCUUGUUCUUAUAGUGGCUGUGACAGUCCUGUUUAUUUGCCUCUGGCUGGCCAAGAGACGAAGAGAGAGACGGGAUCCUGCAGACAGGGGCGCAGUAGCCCUAGGGAAGCAUCCGAAUGUGGAGGCAUCAUCACCCAUCUCUCCUCGCUCUGUUUUGUAGGACUUAAACAACACAAUCAUAAGAACAUCAUGAGAGACUGAAUCAAGAGCACAUGGAGGUGAACAUACAGUUUGCCUACACGAAUCUUUUGAAGAACCUGUUUGUGUGGCAUUUUGGGAAUGUUUUGGCUUUGUGUGGAAGGAUACAGUGGCAUACAGUCCCAUGGCAGCUCAUAUGUUGUCCGUCUUUUAAAGGAACUUUUGGAACUCAGUUCAUUUCAACUUAAAUUAGAUAUGUGAUUUUUUUUUUUUUAAGCAUGUCCUUCAUUUCAAAUGUCACUAUAUGUACACCUUUCGAAAGUUUAAGGUUGGUAAGAUUUUUUUUUUUAAUGUUUUUGAAGUGUCUAAUGCUCACCAAGGCUGCAUUUAUUUGAUCAAAAACAGAGUAAAAACAGUAAAACUGAAAUAUUACAAUUUAAAAUACCUUUUUUUAUAUUUAAAAUUUAAUUUAUUAUUGUAAUGGCAAAGCUGACUUUUUAGCAUCAUUACUCCGGUCUUCAGUGUCACAUGAUCCUUCAGAAAUCAUUUUAAUUUUAAUAUUAAGUUAAUUUGUUAAUAUUUUUAAAAAAUAUUUUUGUGAAACUUUUAGAGGAUUCUUUGAUGAAUAUAAAUUAUUUGAAAUAUUUUAUUUGAAAUGCCUUUACUGUCAUUUUUUGAUGAGUUUAAUGCUUUUUUCUUCUGUAAAUCCAGCCAUAUCAUAACUCGGAAUACUCUGUUUAAUGGAGGCAAGAUACAAGAAGUGUCAUGUUGCUUGUCAUAAAGAAGUUCUGUAAAGCAACAAAGCAACAGAAAACUAUUUUUACGUAACACAGCAAAAAUAUAUACAUUCAUUAUAACCUGUAAAUGGUGAAUUCAUCAAAAAAAAAAAAAAAAACCUUUCUGUCUUCAUUUACUCACUGUCAUCAUUAACGAAGUAAUUUCUUUCAUCUGGGGAAUGUUAUAUGCUCUCUUCCAUACAAUCUAUAUAUCUUAAUAUGCAUUAUAUAAAUCUUGCCUUUAAAAUCUCAGCAACAGUAUACGUUUUAGAGCUGGGCUUUGUGCUGUCCUAUGAAGUGUGACCACAAGAGGGCGCUAUUAAA
This is a messenger RNA of Ctenopharyngodon idella (grass carp), 3111 nucleotides long. It is a transcript of the gene cdhr5-rs, whose product is annotated as cadherin-related family member 5, related sequence. Gene Ontology annotation, biological process: calcium-dependent cell-cell adhesion; adherens junction organization; homophilic cell-cell adhesion. Bases 396 to 2033 code for a protein of 545 amino acids. The transcript has 15 exons. The record is from RefSeq and is a predicted model, not a curated record. Lineage: Eukaryota; Metazoa; Chordata; Actinopteri; Cypriniformes; Xenocyprididae. Gene Ontology annotation, molecular function: calcium ion binding; cadherin binding. Gene Ontology annotation, cellular component: membrane; catenin complex; adherens junction.